Cryptomeria japonica (Japanese cedar) is the source of this 2770-nucleotide messenger RNA. RefSeq lists its product as uncharacterized. Lineage: Eukaryota; Viridiplantae; Streptophyta; Pinopsida; Cupressales; Cupressaceae. Bases 606 to 2378 code for a protein of 590 amino acids. Gene Ontology annotation, biological process: mRNA 3'-end processing. Gene Ontology annotation, cellular component: RNA polymerase II, holoenzyme. Gene Ontology annotation, molecular function: RNA polymerase II complex binding. The transcript has 10 exons. The record is from RefSeq and is a predicted model, not a curated record.
UGAGUAAACCAUGUGAUCAUGUAUUUCGGUCCUCAUAUAUAAACAAUUGCCACAACAUACCCUUUGUGGUGUUCACAAGUCUACUACGUUAACAAGUAUAUCGCGGUCCAGAGUACGAAUCCCAGUAGAGCUAAGCAAGCAAAAGCCUCGGCGCUACUAGCAAUGCUCCUCCUAAACGGAGGCAAUCUGUAACAGCAAAUAAACCGCUGAAAUUAUCUUAUCUCUUAUCUAAUAGCAGCAGCUUAACCGUCGGUCGGAUGGAGGAGCCCCACUGGGCAAUCUAAAGCUGCAGAGAGGGGCAACGGAGGUCAUGUUGGUGUUAAUCUCUGGCGGCACCGUCACACGCCUCUUUGGAACAAUAGUAAUAUCAUCAGUUCAAAGCUUGGCUGUGGAGAAAUUCUCUGGCCAAUUGUGUGCGUGUCUAGAUGAUCAGGAGAUCAGACCUGAUUGCAUAAGGAAUCAACACAGCCCUGCGAACUAGAAGCUUGAUCUCAUAUAAACAAGGAUGCUAUGGAGUGAGCUUGUUUGCAUCUGCAAUAUAAAUUCGAUGUACAAUUUUACAGAAUUUUUGAAUGCAAACUGAGGGUGACUUCUAAUUAGGAGGGAUGAACGGUGGUGCUUUCAAUGGACAAAUAUUGGCAGAUAAGCUUACCAAGUUGAACAACUCACAACAGAGUAUUGAGACAUUAUCACAUUGGUGUAUUUUUCAUCGGAAGAAAGCAAAGCAAGUUGUGGAAACAUGGGAUAGACAAUUUCAUUGUGCUCCCAGGGAGCAGCGGGUUCCAUUUUUGUAUCUUGCCAAUGACAUCUUGCAAAACAGUAGGCGAAAAGGUUCAGAAUUUGUGGGCGAGUUUUGGAAGGUUCUUCCUGGAGCUCUAAGGGAUGUGUUUGACAAGGGGGAUGAACAUGGAAGAAAUGCAGCGAUGAGAUUGGUUGAUAUUUGGGAGGAAAGAAAAGUAUUUGGGUCUCGUGGUCAGAUCCUUAAGGAGGAGCUGAUAAACAGAAGUUCUCUUCUGCCCUCAGAUAACAAUACAAACAGUGGGAAAAAUUUACACUCCAGUAAAUUAAAACUGCCUGCUGGAAGUGCUUUGGAAAAGAUAGUGUCAGCCUAUCAGGCUGUUCAGGAUGGGCAUCUGGAGGAGGAUGCUGUUUUGAGUAAAUGCAAGGCUGCUGCCAGCUGUGUUGAGAAGAUGGAAAAAGACCUUCAGGAUGGCUUGAAACUUGGAGAUAUGCAUGAAUCAAAUGUAUUAGAGGAAUUGCGGGAACAAGAUAAUGUUUUAAGGCAAUGCAUUCAACAGCUAUCAAGCAGUGAAAUGACGAGGGCAGCUCUUGUCUCUCAGCUAAGAGAGGCUCUUCAGGAAGAGGAGUCUAAGUUGGAGCAAGUUCAUUCUCAAUUACAGCUUAUGUAUUUUCAGGUUGCACAGUGUCAAUCAGAGCAGGCAGGUAGUAUAUGCCAGCAAAUGAUGAACAAUAAGAACAUGGGACAGUUGCUGUCCCGGCAGAGUUUUGCUGAUAACAAUAUGUUUUCUGAUAUGUCUUCAAGUCUCCUUCAUGAAAAUCAAUUGAGAGGAGAUAAAGUACAAGUAGCCCCUGGUGUUCCAAUGCAGACCAUAUCUCCCUUUGCAGAGAAUGUAGCACAAAUUGAUGAAGACCAUAAAAAGGCUGCGGCUGCUGUUGCAGCAAAAUUGGCAGCUUCAACCUCAUCUGCACAAAUGCUUUCCUAUGUGUUAUCAUCUCUUGCAUCAGAAGCUGCUUCUAUGAGCAGUGGUUUGAGAACAAGUGCUGCUCCAGUUGGACUUCCAACAGAUUAUCCUCCAGAGAAAAGGCCAAAAACUGAACAGCAACAUUCUAAUUCAGAAGACAGCUUGCCUUACAUGGUUCAUCCUUCCCCUGCUCUGCCUCAGAGUAAUUCAAUGAGAUUACAGGUUACUCCUGCAUCACAGCAAGUGUCUCCCUUGCAGCAUCAAGCGUCUCCUUCCAACUUGCAGCAUCAGUCAAUGAAUAUUCAGCACCAGACAUCUCCUUCAAAAGGACAUCAUCAGGUAUCAUCUCCUUUGCCAACUCAAGAUUCUUCUUCAAUGUCUCAUCAAAUGUCUCCUCUUCAACCUCAACAUCAACCUCAACCUCAGCCUCCACCUCCACCACCAAUGCAGUACAUGGAAGGUGUAGGUAGUAUGAUGGGAAUGCCUUAUGGGUAUGGAGGGGGUGGCAUACGACGACCACCACCAUUACCUGGGUAUCCAAUGCUUGGACUGCCUCCCCCAGGAACACCACAUUACUCGAUACCUCCUAAUCCUUACCAAUCAUUUCAACCAGCUGACAUUAAUUUCUACAAUCAGCCACCCUUGCCAACUGCUCCACCAAUUUCUCGGCAAUAAAUGCUGCAAAUCAAUAGACAUCUUGAAACUGCAGUAAUGUAACUAGAUAAUGUAGCUUGAUACAAAUAUCUUCCUGCCUGUGUGGAUUUAAUACAUUCACAAUUGUUGUAUUUGCAGUCUCACUUAAGUGGGCUGCCCGAUCUUAGGAUUGUAGUAUCAUUCCUAAGAAAUAGUCAGGAACUUUGUACAUGCUCAGGAUUCAAGAGUUUAUUUUUCUGAAUUUAAUUUAAAUGAAUAUAUCCUCGAAGUUUCUCAUUAAACAACAAUAAUAUGCAUCACAUUUCUGCAGAUUGCAGACCAGAUUGUUAAUAGAAGUUUAGAUUAUGGAAUUUUAUUGUUCAGGUGUUUUAAGAAAACAGUAGAAACGAAAAGAUGCUAAAAGUUGUAACUAA